Molecule: messenger RNA, 957 nt
Organism: Patella vulgata (common limpet)
Lineage: Eukaryota; Metazoa; Mollusca; Gastropoda; Patellidae
Product: vitelline envelope sperm lysin receptor
Exons: 9
Coding region: 67-909 (280 amino acids)
Source: RefSeq, a predicted model, not a curated record
GAGUAUAAAAGGAGUGAUUGUUGACGCAUGUGUUAUUAGAGUUUGAAACGAUACAACAAAAGCAGAAUGGCUAUAGUGAUUCUAUCGUUGACACUUCUGUCAUUGGCUAUGACGUCGGCUAUGAGUAUUCCGAAUGGUUACAUUCUGGAUGUUACACCACUUUGUGGAAGCUCUGUCAGAGCUAGACCUGUUGUAAACAUCUUGACAGACUUAAAUAUUCGAGCUGUAGCUAGAUGUGCUAAUGGAGAUCUGAAUUUUACCAAAAUUGAUGCAGCUAAUUACAAACUUGCUGGUAGUUAUGUACAUAGUUCCAGUGGAUGUCUAUUUGUCAAUCAUAAAGGAACAUAUAAAUUAGAUGUAGCUAUAAUGUAUGGUUUACCAGGAUCUGGUUUAUUAGCUAAUGAACAAGUUUAUACUGUAUCAUGUUCUUUCAAUUCUAAAGCUAAAAUCUCGGCUGCUCGUCAUCAAGUAGUCGGAGGUUUGGUGUCUCCUCAUGAAAAGUUAUAUAACGUAGGAACAUCUGUAUCCAGUUCGUAUAUUACAUUAAAUGUACAAGAUAUAAGACGUAAAACUAUAUCUACUAGUAUACCUAUUGAUAAAGUUAUUACUUUAUAUGCUGUAUCUCUAGGCACACUUAAAGAAAUCGGACUUAGGGCCGUGUCUUGUUAUGGUAUUGGUGCCACCAACAAAAAGAGAUACGCCAUUCUGAGAGCUGGUUGUGGUGACGGUCAAGUUAUACCUCACAAUACAGGUUUUAUAACUAAUGGUAGAACGACAAGAAGUCCCUACUUUAAAUCUUUCUAUGUUGAAGGUGAUAAACUUGUAUCGUAUGAAUGUACUUUUCAACUAUGUACAGUCAGCUGCAAUGGAAGCUCGUGUUCAGUUGGCAGUAACUACGUAAAGGGGUGAAGUCGAACAACUCUGAAUUUGUUUAGAAAAUAAAACUUAAAUUCAUUA